AGCGCCUUUUUUCAGCUUAAGCUAGGACACUGUUACCUAAGAGACUUCCUCUUCAAGCGAGGAAAAGUAGACUCUAAAGUGUGCCCCUGCAACUAUAGAGCUGCUCAAGAUCCUACACAUAUCCUACUUAGCUGCACGCUAUUCCAGGAGGACAGAGCAAAGAUGCAAGAAGCUAGCAGGGACCCCCUAUCACUAGCUUUCUUACUACACACAAACACAGGCAUACAAGCUACAAUUAGCUUUAUUAAGGAAACUAAGGCUACAACACAGGCCUGGUAUAAAGGAAACCUUGAGAACUAA
Molecule: messenger RNA, 300 nt
Organism: Bipolaris oryzae ATCC 44560
Lineage: Eukaryota; Fungi; Ascomycota; Dothideomycetes; Pleosporales; Pleosporaceae
Exons: 1
Source: RefSeq, a predicted model, not a curated record